UGCCACAUUGUUCAUACACUCUUAUUUACACAAUAUAAACACACAUGUUAUCAGUAGCUGCUCUUCUCUCUUGUCCACUGGCUGUCUGUCUGUCUGUCUGUCUCAGUCAGUCCAGUAGGUGGCGGUAGGGCGCCUCUAAUCUCGUUUGCCAACCGUGAAGACGCAUAAGAAGAAGAAGAAGAAGGAGAAGGAGCAGCAGCAGCAGCAGCAGCAGCAGCAGCCGCAAGACCAGGACCAGGACUGUGUUUUUGUGAUAAACACCAGGAAACUUGUUUAAAUCAGCGGAACCGGAACCGGGAGCCGCUCAUUUCACCGCGAUCAAAUGUUUUUCCUGAAGUGUGAAUCUGCAUCUGUGCAGCUUCUCCGACUGUUUUCUACCAAACCUUUACCCACUCUCACUCUGUUCACCAAGGACCCGUGUCCUCUGUGUGAUGACGCCAAAGAACGACUGGAAACAUUUAAACACAGAGUGAGUCUGAGGCACGUGCAACCAUCCAACCACACGCACAUCCAACCACACGCAUAUCCAACCACACACACAUCCAACACGUCCAAGCACACAUCCAACAUGGAGGAGUUGGUUGUCUCUUACCCUCUGUGUCUGUCCCUCAGUUUGUCCUGCAUCAGUCUCACUGAGAACAGACUCUGGUUGGACAGAUACCAAGCACACGCAUAUCCAACCACACGCAUAUCCAACCACACGCAUAUCCAACCACAGGCACAUCCAACCACACGCAUAUCCAACCACACGCAUAUCCAACCACAGGCACAUCCAACCACAGGCACAUCCAACCACAGGCACAUCCAACCACACGCACAUCCAACCACACGCAUAUCCAACCACACGCACAUCCAACCACACGCAUAUCCAACCACACGCAUAUCCAACCACACGCAUAUCCAACCACAGGCACAUCCAACCACACGCACAUCCAACCACAGGCAAAUCCAACCACACGCAUAUCCAACCACAGGCACAUCCAACCACACGCACAUCCAACAACGCGCAUCCAACCACACACACAUCCAACACGUCCAAGCACACGCAUAUCCAACCACGCACACAUCCAACACGUCCAAGCACACAUCCAACAUGGAGGAGUUGGUUGUCUCUUACUCUCUGUGUCUGUCCCUCAGUUUGUCCUGCAUCAGUCUCACUGAGAACAGACUCUGGUUGGACAGAUACCGCACGCAUAUCCAACCACAGGCACAUCCAACCACACGCAUAUCCAGCCACGCGCACAUCCAACAACGCGCAUCCAACCACACACACAUCCAACACGUCCAAGCACACGCACAUCCAACCACACGCAUAUCCAACCACAGGCACAUCCAACCACGCGCAUAUCCAGCCACGCACAUCCAACAACGCGCAUCCAACCACACACACAUCCAACACGUCCAAGCACACAACCCCUAACCCUAACCCACGUAUCCAACCACAAGCAUCCAACCACACACACAUCCAACUACACACAUCCAACACGUCCAAGCACACAUCCAACAUGUAGGAGUUGGUUGUCUUUCACUGCGUCUCUGUGUCUGUCCUUUAGUUUGUCCUGCAGCAGGUGGACAUCAGUCUCCCUGAGAACAGACUCUGGUUGGACAGAUACAGGUGGGACAUUCCUGUUUUCCACCUCAAUGGACAGUUUGUGAUGAAGCAUCGAGUGGACACUGCUCUGCUGGAGAAAUUGCUGCAGGAUGUUGAGAACGUAUCAAUCGAUGUCCAAUAAUCAAUAAAACCUAUCAAUCAUU
This is a messenger RNA of Solea solea (common sole), 1755 nucleotides long. RefSeq names its product mirror-image polydactyly 1 (gene mipol1). Lineage: Eukaryota; Metazoa; Chordata; Actinopteri; Pleuronectiformes; Soleidae. The record is from RefSeq and is a predicted model, not a curated record. The transcript has 3 exons. Bases 323 to 1420 code for a protein of 365 amino acids.